Sphaerodactylus townsendi is the source of this 9144-nucleotide messenger RNA. RefSeq names its product cingulin (gene CGN). Lineage: Eukaryota; Metazoa; Chordata; Lepidosauria; Squamata; Sphaerodactylidae. The record is from RefSeq and is a predicted model, not a curated record. Gene Ontology annotation, cellular component: myosin complex. The transcript is spliced from 22 exons.
AAAUAGUUUUGAGGAAGGUCUGGAGCGCACAGCCUCUCUCUCUCUCUCUCUCUCUCUCGGAUUGCCGGCCUGCGAAUCCCACGCCCGGCGAAAAGGGUGGCUCCUUCUCUGCACUCCGCCUGUCCUGGCUGCUGGCGAUGCCCUCCCCUUUGCCAAAGGGCUCUCCGUCCAGAGAUGCCUUUUCCUCCUCUGUUUCCCGCCGCGGAUGCCGCGCACCCGCCUGCCGCAUGGUUCCUCUCUCCAGUCGCAGACCCAUUCAGAACUCCGUCCUACGGGGAAUGGACCCCCAGGUGAAUGGCGUCAUGGCCGAGAAGCACAGCCCCAUUGACUACGGGGUCCAGAUCCGGUUCAUCGAUGACCUGAAGGAACCCAGCAAGUCCCAAAAGAUCCGCCCCAAGGUCUCCAAGCCGGGAUCUUACGGCGUUGCGGUGCGGGUCCAGGGCAUCGACGGGCAGCCGUUCGUAGUCCUCAACAGUGGCGAGAAAGGAGGGGACUCUUUUGGAGUGCAGAUCAAAGGCGAGAGCAAAUACGGGGCGCCUGCCCGGAACCCACAGCCGGAGGAGGCCUUCCCAGGUUCCCCUGGUGCGGGGUCGUCGUCCAAGGAUGCCUCGGGCUCCAUCAGCUCAGACUCCGAUCUGCCGGAAAACCCGUAUGCUGCAAAACAGUCUCGCUUCAGCUCCCAAUACAGCACGUCUGACGAGGAACGAGGCCCGAGGCGUGGCGCCAGGGUGCCCAAAUCGGACAGCUUGGAGACGGCCUCUUCUGGUCAGAGCAAUGGGUCCUCACUACCCAGGGAUGGCGGCUACCGGACAUUACCCCACAAAAAGCCCUUUGGGGAGCAGCUGCGGAGGACUCAGUCUCACAGCUCCCUGCUGAGCCCCGAUUCGGAGGAGCCCCGUGUGCCCAGCCCCCCCAGAGUUCAGCCGGCCCACCCUUCCCCGCCACCGCCUGUGGCAGGAACCGCGAGGAGCACCAGCGUGAAGAGCCUCGCUCGCAGAAGAACGCCCAGCCCUAGAGAAGACGUCGGCAGUAUCUCCGGGUUGAGGCCCGUCAGCAAGUCCCUGGAGGCGGAGAAGGUGUCUCUGCCCUUGCAGCUGGCAACCGAGGGCGCCGACGGCAGCGACAUAGACACCAAGCCACUGUCUUCGGUGGACUCUCUGAUCAAUAAGUUUGACGGGAAGGCCCCUCAGAGAGGCAGGGCCUCCCGGAGAAGCCGGGUCCUGCCCGAGGACCGGAAGCGCUCGCAGAGCCUGGACGGCAGGGUGCCGUAUCACGACACGGCGGACAGUCGGGAGCUGGACGUCAACGGGCGCCAGGCGAGCUUCGGAGGCGGGCCCACGCCGACUAAGCAGCUCGGCUCGGCCGACUCGGCGGGAGUCCGAAGCCUCGGCAGAGCCGCCGGGCAGCAGUCGAAAGAGAACGGAGUCGACAAGCCCAGGCUGACCCGGGAGUGGGUUGACAAGAGCCUGGAGGAGCCUGCGAUUGACAAACAGCCGAGCAAAGUACAGUCGGACCUGCAGCUGAAGUCGACCCCGGACCUUCUGAAGGACCAGCAGGAGCGCUCGCAGCCGGGGAGCAGCGAUCAAACGAAGGCCGUGAUCUACGGGAUCCUGAAAGAUGGGAGCAUGGAAAGCGAGAGCUCCGUGAAGAGGAAAACCAACCUUGUUUUUGAGAAAAUCCAAGCGCUGGCCAAGGCUGUUCCUUUGGCGGAUUCGAGAUCUUCCCCGACCCAGCCCAAUGCGUUGGAGCGGAAGUUCGAAGAACUGCAGCACAAACUGGACGAAGAGACCAAGCUCCGCCAGCGGUUAGAGCUGUCACAAGACAGCAGGCGAAACGGCGCCCCUCGCAACCUGGAGAUCCAGCUGGAGGAGUCGGAAGAGGAGUGCCAUCGGCUUCGGGAGGCCUUUGAGAAGAAGACGCAGGAGCUGCAGAGCAACCUGAAGGAACUGAAGGAGGCGAAGAUGCUCAAGGACCAGACGGACGCCAAGGUGGCCGACUUGGAAGAGCAGCUGACGGAGAUGCAGGAGGCGCUUGACCGCUUCCGGGAGCCAUCGGGGGACUCCCCUAGCCGGGAGACCUUGCUACAGGAGCUGCUGGAGACGCGAGAGGAGCUGGAGUUGGUCCUCAGCACCAGGCAGAGGCUGGAGGAGCAGCUGCGCCAGCGGGAGCGAGAGCUGACGGCUCUGAAGGGGGCCCUGAAGGAGGAGGUGGCCAGCCACGACAAGGAGCUGGACCGGCUCCGGCAGCAGUACCACGAAGAUGUGGAGGAGCUCCGGCGCAACAUGGAGGGCGUGUCGCAGGACCAGGCCAGCCUGGAGGCUGAGAGGCAGAAGAUCAACUCCGUGGUGAGAAACCUUCGGAGGGAGCUGGAGGAGAGCAACGAGGAGACCGCCCACUGGAAGGAGAUGUUCCAGCGGAACAAGGAAGACCUGCGGAGCGCAAAGCAGGAGCUGAUGCAAGUAAAGGCAGAGCGUGAGGAGUUUGAGGAAGAGCUGAAGGAGAUGCGCGAGCGCGUCUCGGCCAUGCGGCAGGAGGCGGAUCAGGCCCGGAACGGUGCCGGGGAUGCCAGCGAGGCGGACUCCCUCCGGAAGGAACUCCGGGAGGCUCGCGAGCAACUGAGGGAGCUGCUCCCAGAGAAUCAGGCCCAGGCCCAGCUGCUUGCCCAAAGGGAGAGGGAGCUGGCUGCCCUGAAAGGGGCCCUACAGGAGGAGCUGUCCAGCCACGACCAGGAAAUGGAGGCGCUGAAGCAACAGUUCAAGGAGCGCGUGCAGAGGCUCCAGAAAGACUACGAGGAGGCCUCAAAGGUGAAGGCUGCAUUGCAGGGAGAGAAGGAGACAACGGAACAAACUAAGCAGGCCGUGGAGUCCACUCUCCGGGAGACGCAGGAGGAGAACGACGACCUCCGGCGGAGGAUCCUGGGCCUGGAGACGCAGCUGAAGGAAUUCCGGCACUUCGCCGACAACUGGCAGAGCACCGAAGUGAGGCUGAAGGAGAAGGUUUCCAAGCUGGAGGCUGACCGAAGGCAGAUGGAGGAGUCCUUGGGAGACGCCACGGACCAAGAGCAGGAGCUGAUGCUGGCCAAGAGGUCGCUGGAGAGCCGCUUGGAGGAGGCCCAACGGAGCCUGGCCCGGCUCUUGCGGGAGCACGAGGAUCUGACCGUCUGUUACCACGAGGAGACCAAGCAGAAGGAGCAGCUGAAGAGGGCCAAGGGUGAACUGGAGGAAGAGAAGCGGCUGCUGGACAAGAGCAUUGGGAAGCUGACCAGAGAGCUGGAUCAGAUGACCGAAGAAUCUCACCGGGCUCUUUCUGCCCUGCAGUGCGGAGCUAAGGAGGAGUGGCACAAAGGAGAGGAAGGUCCCGCAGAGAGUAGAGAGAUUACGGACUCUGCAUGAAGCAGUGCCGAAAGACCCGGAACACCCGAGGUGGGAGAGGGAGAGAUGCAGUACAACGUGGGAAGACUGCAAGACGAGGUUGCCAGACUGAAGCAGGCCUUGCAGGACAGCCAGGCCGAGCGCGAGAACGCUCUGUUGGACAAGGAGUUGCUGGCUCAGCGCCUCCACAACCUGGAGCAGGAGAUGGAAACCAAGCGGCGCUCCCAGGACGAUCGAUCCCGGCAGAUCAAAGCUCUGGAGGACAAGUCCAAACGACUUGAAGUGGAACUGGACGAAGAAAGGAGCACGGUUGAGCUGUUGACCGAGAGGAUUAACCGCACCAGAGAUCAGAUCGACCAAUUGCGUGCCGAGCUGUUGCAGGAGCGUUCUGCCCGGCAAGACCUGGAGUGCGACAAGAUCUCUCUGGAGAGGCAGAACAAAGAUCUCAAGAGCCGCCUGGCCAGCUCCGAGGGGCUGCAGAAGCCCAACGCCAACGUCUCGCAGCUGGAGUCCCGUGUUCAGGACCUGCAGGAGAAGCUCCAAGCUGACGAAAGAGAGAAAAGCCUUCUGGUGUCGUCCAACCGCAAGCUGGAGAGGAAGGUGAAGGAGCUGACCAUCCAGAUCGACGACGAGAGGCAGCAUAUCAAUGACCAGAAAGACCAGCUGAGCUUGAGGGUCAAGGCGCUGAAGAGGCAGGUGGACGGUGCUGAGGAAGAGAUCGAGCGGCUGGAGACUGCGCGGAAGAAGGCACAGCGGGAACUGGAGGAGCAGCACGAGAUGAACGAGCAGCUGCAGAGCAGGAUCAAGGCCCUGGAGAAGGACCUCUGGCGCAAGGCAGCCCGGUCCACGGCAGAGUCCUCCCUGAAGGAUGACCACCUGAGCUCGGACGAGGAGUUUGACAGCGCCUACGGCCCGUCCUCUAUUGCGUCCCUCCUGACUGAGGGGAAUCUCCAAACCAGUUCCUGCUAGCAGCGUUGGGCCACGAGGGGGGGAGGGGCCUCACCCUCCUCGCCGAAACCCCCAAACGAACAUGGGGCACCUGUCCAGAAAACCGUCCCCUCGCAAAGCGACGUCGCUGCUUCCACCCUGUCGGGUCCAGAACUAGGAGACAGAGGGCACCCCUCGCACCUUUUCCGUGAUAAAAUGGACCUCUUUAUCGAUGUGAAGGAAAGAUUUUUAUUUUUGCUGGGGGAGGGAUGGCGUGUAACAUAACGAGGAAAAAAAAUGAUUCUAUUUAACCUAUAUUGUUUCUUGAUCUGGUACUCAGGGCAUUGGUGAAUGAAUGAUUUAAAAAUGAGGAGGUUCUCUUUCUUAACCAAAUUUUAAUUUUUUCUGUGUAUAUAGGGGCGGGGGGGCAAAACAUCUAUGUAUGUAUGUAAAAUGCAUGAAUACUGAAAUCAAUGUGCAAUAAUGAGAGGGGAGUGAUUUCAUGGCGAUUGUAGACCAGAGCAUGUCUCAGGGGGGGGGGGGGGUCUAUUGGACAACUGGUGGGGGUGUUGAGCGGUUGGUAGAUUAAUUCUGAACAGGCCUACUGUUGGCUAGGGGAGGUCUUCAGCAUGAAAUGUUGUGUGCCUGAACGAGAAAAGCUUGAAUGCUGCUUUGAGGUCUGGCAACUUUCUUUGGGGGUUUGGUUCACAAUCCUUUCUAAGAUUCUCAAAGCCGAUUCCUGCUUGACUCGUACCUGUUCCUGUGCAUUCUAGUCCACUCCCAGAUCCUGUCAUACAGUCCAAGGGAUGCAUCUUCUGUUUGCCCAGGAACAGAACAACCAACUUUGGAAUGUAUAUGCCUGAAUCGAGGAAAGGAGCUCUGCUCAUCCACGACAUCUGAAGCUUUUGCAAGACUUUAGCAAGGCGGGCAGGGUGCCGAUAGGAUCCCUGACAAACUUGUGCUUAGGUUGUGAGUCAUGAAAGUUGUGCACAAGAUCUGGCUUUCGCUCCACGGUACCCGCUUGAUCUGAGCAGGCCCCGCAACAACGAAUUGUCAAAGACCUAGUUGGCAUCUCUCGAAAGGCGCAAAACCGUUCUGCCAGGAAAGGAUCCCAGUGUCGUCGAAAGAUCUUGGUCUGUCUGAGCAUCUCUUGGCUUUUUCAAGCUGUGUUGGGAACAUGAUUAUCUGUAUUCUUGCAGCAUGCAAGGGAGGGGAUGUUUUACAGUCACUGUUGGCAACUAAGAAGCCUGCGGUGUGUAAAAACUUGCUUGUCUGUGCUGCUGGAUCUUGGUCUGUCAGACUCCAGUGGUCUGUGACCAUCCAUAUGCUGAGAAUACUGUCAGAUCUGCUGUGUUCAGAGCAGGUAUUGCUGCAGAGAUGAGCCUAUGACACCAGCCUUCAGUUUUGAUGGGCAGCUGCUGUGUGAGGGCAUUGCAAUUGUUUUUUUUUGGGGGGGGGGGAUGGUCUGAAUCCAUUGCCCUUGAGUGACGCUGACUGGGCUGUGAGCAAACGCCCGAUUUCUGGUGUCUGAGAGUCACUUCCCAUCUUACCAUUUAAAGAGGGGAGUGCUCUUUGUCAUCUCUCUGUAGGAAUACAUGUCGCUAAGAAUUCCCUCACAGUCUGGGAAGAAGGAAUACCAGGCAGUUGGAUCGCGCAGGCCUGUUCCACCAAAAGAAAACUUCUUGCUUCGAGGGAAGUCUCCUCUUGCUGGGCAAACCACUACCAUUUCCAGGACGGAUCUACAGGGUCUAGUCUACGGGCUCUGCCAGAAAGGGAGCUGUUUUGCAAAGAGGUUGCUAGGCAGGUUCCACAGGAAUGCGAGUCACAGAAAGCGGCUGUAAAAUAGUUGAAAACGCACGGCAUCUCGUCUUGGCCAAGAUUCCUGAACCGACUCGUCAAAAGAGUUUCUCAAACUCUCUCUCGUUCAUCUGUCAGCAAGUUAUAAAAUGUGCAUCUUUGGCGACGUUCCAGUCUCGGCGCAUUCUUUGGCAGGGAUAAGGUCGCGUGUGCAUCCAUCUGGGUGCCUUCUGGUUGACUCGCAUCCAGUCCCAGUUUGCAGAGGAGGCCAGGCCUAGAAAAUUCUUUCUGUGGCACUGAAUCUUCACAAGGGCUCUUUUUCCUCUCGUUCCCUCGACGGGUACCCAGUUCGGGCAACCUCGCACCGACCUUCCCAAGCCUCGCACUGUGUGCCUUAUUGCACAUAUAUCCCUCAAAGGGAACUAUUUUCUGCCCUGGAUCCAGACUCUGCAGUUCGUGCUCGAAAACACAUCACUGGGGAUAUCAGCAUGCGCCUUCGCCAGGGGCCCCGUCUGCCUGCAUCUUCUCAAGCCUUAUUGGCGUCCUGUUUUCUUUGCCGUUUGCUCUGCGCUCGAAAGUUGGCCGUCCUGAAUCUCUCCUAUGAUGGCGAUAAAUGGGAAUUCUUAAAGAUGCGAAGCCCUCCUCUUCCUUCAGUCUGAACGCUUACCCAGCAGAGAGAAGGUUGGGUUGACAGCCAGUGUCUUUUGGUUCUCUUUAGAGCCAGCCAUUGGCCUGAAUGCCACGUGCACUUGAAGGGGAAGCGUUUGCGAAAGUAUUAAGUGGAACUCCCUCCUUCCUUCCCCAGCGGUCUUGAUUCUGAGACCUUUAAGAAAGGCAUUCUGGGAAGUUCGUAGCCCAGAAGAGCAUUCCAGGUAGCAAGUUUUGGCAAGGGAGCCCCAGUGGAGUACUCAGGGCAGGGGAGUGCUCCUUCCCUACUGAAGGUUGCUUCAAUUGUCAGCCCAUCCCAAACAUUGCGCAGCCCUGCCCCCAUAGCCAAAUUUCAUCCAAAUAUAUGUUGUCUGUUGACCCUGAUCUUGCUGCUUAAAGGACAAGUGCCUACAAGAGGGUGUCAGUCUUCCUCAAGAAGGGGAUGCCAUCUCGCCCAACCCCGUGCUCGGUCUAAAUUCUUGGAGCCGCUUCUGUUUUGCCGUUGGCGCCAGAGGAGGCUGGCCGAGUGUGCCAGGGUGAGGACAGCAUGGGUUGGCCUCCGGGAAACGGGGUCCCUUGCGUAGCUACCACACGUUGCGUCCAGCGUGUGCUCCAAUGAGGUGUUCCAGUCUUGACAAAGAUGGCUUUGCUUUGGCGAGUGUUAAAAACAGAGCUGCUUGUUCAUCAAGUCCUUUCUGCUGUCUCCAUUUCCCUUUGCCACGUUCUGACUGGGUCACGAGUGGCUGGUCGCCCUGUCGUUUGGGCUCCCCCACUAGCAACCACGGGCCUCUUAACCUCCUGCCAAAUUGGGGGCAACCUAGUAGGGGGAAAAAACAUCAGCCAGGCGAACUAUCCUAUGUUACAAUUCCCGUUUGCUUGCAACAUGCAUCUAGCUGCAGAUUCCGUGGAAAACACAGGAAAUUUCGCUUGCGAGACUCUUCAAACCAGCCUGCCCUCGCUGCGAUUGAGCGCGCGUUCUCAGGAGAGAUCUUUUCAGCACCGCUUUUCUAUUUUCGUUGUUUCAGUAGGAAAGCAGGAUCAGCGCUUUCUUUUUUUUCUCCGCCCUCCCCCAAACACAGUGGUUGAGCUGCGAGCCACGUAUUACGACUUGGUAGGUCUGUGGUGGCAGCCGGUCCCCGUUCUUGCAAUUUCUGACAUGUGGCCGACUCGGGACUCGGGUUUGAGCCCCCGAUGGGCCCAGCUGUGCAGCAGUUGGAUUGCGGUGUGUCACAGGUUUGCGGGGGCACGAAUUAGCUUUUCUGUUGUGAGCUGGCCACGGAAUACAUGACAUAGCCGAUUCUUGCCCACGUUCAAGAUCUGUUUGAUUCCUCAUUGCGUUAUGCUGGCCAAAAGUCAAAGCACGCCCCGGGAACAUUGGCUUGUAACUAAGCCAAAUUCGCCAACAACUUGGACUCUGCUCAAGAUUUUGGGCAGAGCGUUUGGCGGAUAUGGAAAACACUUUUCUUGGAGUUGACAUCCAGGACAGAUGACAACGGUCUCCAUUUACAUUUCUGGAGGGGUGACUGUUCUAGAUGGACCUGGCUCAGUGUUACACCAAACCGGCUCCAAAACACGUUGGCCACCGCGGACAGGCUGUUUUAAGACUAGCCAAACCCACAGCGGCUGCAAUCCCAUCGUGUCUUAGACCCCCUGGACAACUGAGUGGCAUGCAGUCGGUGCCUGCAAUUUAAUAACCACCCCACCGUACAGGAUGGGGAAGUUCUGAGCACACAUACUUUGUCUGAAGCUAAUUCAGAGACCGUUUUAGCAGCGGGGGAACUUUGGUGAUAGUAGUUGGUGAUCGUAGCCCUGUUGGGUCUUCAGGGGUCUUCAAACUGUGGCCCUCCAGAUGUUCGUGGACUACAAUUCCCAUCAGCCCCUGUCAGCACGGCCAACUGGUAGGGGCUCAUGGGAAUUGUAGUCCAUGAACAUCUGGAGGGCCACAGUUUGAAGACCCCUGGGUUAGAUGCAGAGCCAACCGCCAGAGUCCACCAACUCAAACUGAUAUUUUGAAAGAAUGAAAGGGGUGAAUUUUUUUUUGUACAAAAAGAAGCCUGACCCCCUCCCCCCCCCAAACCUGCUCAGUUUCCCCCCCCCCCCCGGCAAAACUUGGGCUGGCUUUUUACACCGAGACCUCUGAAAACCGUAUUUCUUACGGUCAUGCAAUAAUGUAGAUGUUUAUUGUGCGGGGAAGGGCAGGCGAUACAAUCAGAGGGAAUGCUGAGCCUUGUCUGUGCACACGCCCGACAGCUGUGGGUUUGGACCAUUCGAAAUGGCUGCUAAGGUGACUUGUUUCGGUUAUUUGUAACCCUUUUUUUCAUUUCUUUCCAGAUUUAUUUUGCCUUUAUUAAAAGAACAAAACUUGUAUAUUGAUUUUUAAGAUUAAAAAGUACUAUAUUAA